AUGAGCAAUCACUACGCAAGAGGGCGAUUUCCGUCAGGGAUCCACAACAGCCGCGGCGGCGGCGGCGGCGGAGGAGGAGCUCGGAAUCCCAAUUACCAGAACCGGAACCAGCAUUUUCAGCAGAUGCAGCAACCGUAUCCGCAGCGAGCCGCUCAGAAUCAGCUGCAGCAAUGGGCGAGGCGAAACCCUAGUAGAGCCAACGUAUCCGAUUCGCCUAACAUACUUGAAAAGCCUGAAGCGAUCGGUUCCACCUCUCAAGAUUGGAAGGCGCGUUUGAAUACUCCACCCCCAGACACUCGUUACAAGACAGAGGAUGUAACUGCAACAAAAGGAAAUGAAUUUGAAGAUUAUUUUCUGAAACGUGAGCUAUUGAUGGGCAUCUUCCAAAAGGGGUUUGAAAGACCUUCUCCUAUCCAGGAGGAAAGUAUUCCCAUUGCUCUCACAGGAAGUGAUAUUCUUGCCAGAGCCAAAAAUGGGACAGGAAAAACUGCAGCAUUCUGCAUUCCCGCACUUGAAAAAAUCGAUGUCGUUAUCCGUAGCAUUCAAGUUGUUAUCCUUGUUCCCACAAGGGAAUUAGCUCUUCAGACUUCCCAAGUGUGCAAGGAAUUGGGAAGAUACUUGAAAAUUCAGGUUAUGGCUACCACAGGGGGUACCAGUCUCAGGGAUGACAUAAUGAGAUUAUAUCAACCAGUACAUUUACUCGUAGGAACUCCCGGUAGGAUACUUGAUCUUACCAGGAAAGGGAUAUGCAAUUUGAAGAAUGUUUCAAUGCUUAUCAUGGAUGAGGCUGACAAGCUAUUAUCCCCUGAAUUUCAACCAUCCGUAGAGCAACUGAUUGCAUUCCUUCCACCCACUCGGCAGAUAAUGAUGUAUUCAGCCACAUUUCCCAUUACCGUGAAGUUUUUUAAGGAUCGACAUAUGAACAAUCCCUGUGUCAUCAAUCUCAUGGACGAGCUAACGCUCAAAGGUAUCACUCAGUACUAUGCUUUUGUGGAAGAAAGACAGAAAGUGCAUUGCCUCAAUACACUCUUUUCUAAGCUCCAAAUUAACCAGUCAAUAAUAUUCUGCAAUUCUGUGAACCGUGUGGAGCUUUUGGCGAAGAAAAUCACAGAACUUGGGUACUCUUGUUUCUACAUUCAUGCUAAGAUGGUUCAGGAUCAUCGCAAUCGAGUAUUCCAUGAUUUCAGAAAUGGCGCUUGCCGGAAUCUUGUUUGCACUGAUUUAUUCACAAGAGGAAUUGAUAUUCAGGCUGUCAAUGUGGUCAUAAACUUCGACUUCCCCAAGAACUCCGAAACUUAUCUGCACAGGGUGGGUCGUUCCGGCAGAUUUGGACAUCUUGGAUUGGCUGUGAAUCUGAUCACUUACGAAGAUCGGUUCAACUUAUACCGGAUUGAGCAGGAGCUCGGCAUAGAAAUAAAUCAUAUUCCUCCGGUGAUCGAUGAAGCAGUGUAUUGUCGCUGACAAGCGUGGAUUGACAUCAUCCAUGGCCAUGGGAGCGGAGCUAAUUCAUAUCAAAAUCAUCAGUGUUUUUGGGUUUGGGAUGAGAUAGAUUGAUUGAUUACAAGAAGAUAUAUAUAUAUAUAUAUAUAAUAUAAUACUAUUGGUACUGUGUGUCUUCUUGUCCAGAAUU
Molecule: messenger RNA, 1630 nt
Organism: Andrographis paniculata
Lineage: Eukaryota; Viridiplantae; Streptophyta; Magnoliopsida; Lamiales; Acanthaceae
Product: DEAD-box ATP-dependent RNA helicase 12-like
Exons: 9
Coding region: 1-1461 (486 amino acids)
Biological process (GO): cytoplasmic stress granule assembly; P-body assembly
Cellular component (GO): cytoplasmic stress granule; P-body
Molecular function (GO): RNA helicase activity; ATP binding; mRNA binding
Source: RefSeq, a predicted model, not a curated record